Molecule: messenger RNA, 6938 nt
Organism: Corticium candelabrum
Lineage: Eukaryota; Metazoa; Porifera; Homoscleromorpha; Homosclerophorida; Plakinidae
Exons: 38
Coding region: 37-6798 (2253 amino acids)
Biological process (GO): threonyl-tRNA aminoacylation
Cellular component (GO): cytoplasm
Molecular function (GO): proton channel activity; ATP binding; GTP binding
Source: RefSeq, a predicted model, not a curated record
UUGUCCGUGUCAUCUGUUGCGAUCGCCUUUUCGGCCAUGUUUAAGAUGCAGUUGAUUUCAACAAAAAUUGAACACGUGCGAAGACGGAUGAAGAGAGCCACGUUUGAGAAACUCACACAGCUGCAGCAGCUGCCUGAGCGUGUUCGAAAUAUCUGUAUUUUAGCUCACGUCGACCACGGCAAAACUACAAUAGCUGAUGCUCUGGUGGCUAGUAACGGUAUCAUUUCACAACGGUUGGCCGGCAAGCUGCGGUAUAUGGACAGCCGAGAUGACGAACAGAUAAGAGGAAUUACGAUGAAAUCGAGCGCGAUAGCCCUUUACUAUAAAGGGAAAGGGGAUGAUGAUGAAUAUCUCAUUAAUCUCAUUGAUUCUCCUGGCCAUGUUGAUUUUUCCAGUGAAGUUUCAACUGCUGUUCGGUUAUGUGAUGGUGCUCUUGUUGUAGUGGAUGUAGUAGAUGGUGUGUGUCCGCAGACUCAUGCUGUUUUGCGUCAAGCAUGGCUAGAACACAUUCGACCUUGUCUCAUUUUGAAUAAGAUUGAUAGACUUAUUUUGGAACUUCAACUGACUCCAAGUGAAGCACACAAACAUCUCAUGAAGAUUCUUGAACAGGUGAAUGCUAUCACAGGUACAUUGUUCUCUACUACAGUUAUGGAAGCUUCAUCUAAAUUGGUUGAUGAUACUGAGCUGCAGCAGCAACAACAGCAAGCAACUGUAACAGCCAGAAUUCCUAGUGACCAGGUUUAUGAUUGGAGUGCUGGCCUUGACAAAGAAGAUGAUUCUGCUUUAUACUUCUCUCCUGAUCAAGGCAAUGUUUUAUUUGCUAGUGCAAUAGAUGGAUGGGGUUUCAGCAUUAAUGACUUUGCCUUAUUGUAUGCCAAGAAAUUGGGAAUUAAUGCAGACAUACUUUGCAGAACUUUGUGGGGAGAUUUUUAUCUUAAUUCAAAAUUGAAAAGAGUAUUCAGAGGCGCUCAGGCCAAUGGGAAGAAACCUCUUUUUGUUCAACUUGUUUUGGAAAACCUCUGGGCUGUGUAUGAUGCAGUGAUGUCAAGAAACAAGGAACGGAUUGAUAAAAUAGUGGCAUCAAUGAAUGUAAAAGUGUUGGCACGCGAUACACGUCAGUCAGAUCCCAGAAUUCACCUUAAAGCUAUCUGUUGCCAGUGGCUGCCACUUGCUGACGCCGUGCUUGCUAUGACUGUGAACAGUUUGCCAAGUCCAAAGCAAAUGGUCAUAAAGCGUAUUGAAAAGUUAUUGAGUAGUGGGGUUCAUGCAUUUGAUACUUACCCACCACAAACACAGGCCCUUGCAGAAAGUUUUCAGUCUUGCAACUCCAGUGAGAGCAGGCCUGUGAUUGUUUAUGUCUCUAAACUGUUUCCUGUUGAUUUGCAAGCAUUUUCUCAGAAUAGACGACAGCCAUUAACAAUGGAGGAAAUAAAGCAGAAACGUGAAUUGGUAAAAAAUAAGCUACUACAAGCUUCAGAGAACACUGGGAAAGGAGACAAAAAUGCAUCUGCUGUGGAAGCAGUUGACAAAGUACAGUGUGACAAAGAAAUGAGCAGCACUAAGAAAGACGUCCAAUUUCUUGCAUUUGCACGUGUAUUCAGUGGCUUGCUGCAUCGAGGUCAACGUUUGUAUGUUCUUGGGCCUAAGCACAAUCCAAGGAUGGUAGCUGAAGCCACUUUACCUUCACUCAGUUCUGAAGAUAUCGAUACUUCAGAACAUGAUACUCCAUAUGACAUGGACACAUUCAGCACUGUGUCAGUUUUUACUGUGAAAGAAUUAUAUCUUUUAAUGGGUCGAGAGGUGGAGCUAGUAGACUCAGUUCCUGCUGGUAAUAUUGUUGGUAUUGCAGGAUUAGAUAAACACAUUGUCAAGUCAGGAACUCUCAGUUCAACUCCUUACUGUCCUCCAUUUACACCAAUGAAUUUUGAUGCUUCCCCUAUUGUUCGUGUUGCAGUUGAGCCUGUCCAUCCAUCUCAGAUGGCAGAUCUUGUUCGCGGGCUAAAAUUACUCAAUCAUGCCGAUCCUUGCAUAGAUGUUUUUGUGCAAGAGACUGGAGAACAUGUCAUUGUAGCUGCAGGUGAGGUCCAUUUGCAGCACUGUUUGGAAGACUUGAGUGAGCAGUUUGCUGGGAUUGAAAUAGAAGUCUCUGAACCUGUUAUUCCUUUUCGGGAGACUGUCAUUUCACCACCCAGUUUUGAUAUGGUGAAUGAAGAAAUAACUGCUCAUAGUGGAAGUCUUAUAGCUAGCAAGCUAAAACUACUGUACAACAAUGUUGAGGAGUGUGACCUAUCCUCUGAUGGUUUGGUAGUAGAACAAACUGCUAACAUGUCUUGCUCUCUUCAUGUCUGUGCGUUACCGCUCCCCAGUUCAGUAGCAGAACUUUUGGAGAAGAGCAAUGAGCUCUUGAAACUACUACAGUCAGUUACUGGAGAAUACACAAAUGAACAACAGCCAUCCAACAUGAAGGAUGAAACAGUAAUGCAACUAAGGAACCUUCGCUUGAAAUUGCAAAAACAGUUUCAGGAUGCUGGUGAUCUAUGGGAAGAUGCUGUUGACAACAUUUGGGCAUUCGGUCCCAAGAGGACUGGUCCCAAUAUUCUUUUGAAUAAAAUUCCUAACUAUAAUAGAGGAUCUGUGUGGGAGCCUAUACUUGACGGAUUUCAAUACGCUGGACAAUCUGAGCGACGUUUAAGAGAUUAUGAUAGUUCUGUUGUGAAUGGAUUUCAACUUGCGACAUUAGCAGGUCCAAUGUGUGAUGAACCAAUGAUGGGAGUCUGUUUUGUUGUUACAGAAUGGUCUUUAGUUGAUUCUAUCAUAAGCGAGCCAGAGAAACAACCACCCGUUUCUCAUAAUCAAGAAAUGUCAGUGAAGGCUGUUGAGCAAAGUAGCCCUGUGCUUGACUCUCCGGACUUGCCAGCAAUGUCUGUCAACCUGUAUGGCUCCGGUCAGGUAAUUUCAGCUAUGAAAGAGUCUUGUCGUCGUGCUUUUUUAUCACAACCAACUCGGUUACUAGCAGCAAUGUAUUCUUGUGAAAUUCAGGCCACUGCUGAUGUUCUGGGUCGUCUCUAUGCUGUUCUGGGGCGGCGAAAUGGUCGAGUUCUAUUUGAAGAAAUGAAAGAGGGUUCAUCAAUCUUUAUUAUUCGGUCGGUGCUACCGGUUGCAGAAAGUUUUGGGUUUGCUGAGGAAGUCAGGAAACGGACAAGUGGACUUGCAAGUCCUCAGUUGGUGUUCAGUCACUGGGAGCUAAUUGCUGAAGAUCCCUACUGGAUUCCAACAACAGAAGAGGAACUAGCGCACUUUGGUGAAAAAGCAGAUUAUGAAAACCAGGCUAGGAAGUACAUGGACAGAGUUCGUCGACGCAAAGGUUUGUUCAUUGAAGAGAAAACUGUGGAGCAUGGAGAGAAACAACGAACUUUAUCUAAAAACAGAUUCGUUCGUCUAUUCCGUUCGAUACGUCACACUGAUGACAUCCUGUUGGGUCUCAAACUAGUAACAAUUGGUUUCAUGUCAUUCCUACCAAUGGUUGUCAGUCUGAUGGCAAUGUAUCCAGCCGAGAGUCUCUCUGUCUAUCUGACAUGCUUAGUGAUCGGUCUAGUAGCUGUCAUGCAACUGAUCACGGUGUUAUAUACUUUCAGAAAAGGCAGUGAGGAAUUACUGCAUGAUGACGUCGAUUUAUCAUUUACACCCAAAGUGCUAAUUGCUACUGAAAUAGCCACUCUGGCUGUCUGUAUAGUUGUGGCUCUGGUCAAUAUUGGUAACUCUACAGUUGCCAUCGCUCUGCUUCUCCUUAUUUUUGUCAUUCCUGUCGUUGUUAAAGUAUUCGAGAAUAUAGCAAAGCAAGGACGUAUUAACAAGGAGCUUUUACCCAAAGACUUGUUUACUGAGACUGUGGAUAAAUUUCGACUGGAGAUCUUUAGUGAUGGUGUGUUUGCAAUAGCAGCAACUCUUAUAAUUCUUGAAUCAUCGACAGAAGUCGUUCCCAUGAAAAGUGAAGUUAAAGCACAUGGAUUUGAGAAUGAGAUUCUUGAAGCGUGGAAUAGUGGAGUUUCCUACCUUAUUGCAUUUGUUAUGAUCUCGAUGUUGUGGUUUGUGCAUCACUCUGUUUUCAAUGCCCUACAACGAGUAAACAUUUUACUUCAUGUUAUAAAUAUCUUAUCGCUUUCUCUUGUGGGAGUUAUUCCUCUGGUUGCUAAAGCGUUGCUUCUUCAUGGUGGCAAGGCUGAUGCUGAUGACAACAGAGCUGUUCAGGUUGCUUGUAUUGUGCUGUUUGGCAGUGGGAUAGGCCACUUUAUAAUGUGGACUGUUGCAGUAUGCAACCGUGCUAAGCUCCUAAGUCGUGAUGUAAAUUCUCACAAGGCGAAUGAAUAUUAUAUUACUGCAAAGACAUUGGUGUUGCCUUGUGCAAGUCUUGUUACUCUCUUUGUCACUUGGAUUGGUUAUACUGCAUCGUAUGGUACGUUGUGUGUUAUGUUGCUGGCACUUCCUGCAUUGUUUGGCAUACUGAACUGGAUAUCGUCAUCUAGUCGAUUUCCUGGGCAAGCAGGAAUCGAUGAGACAGCAACAGAAAUUACUGCUACAUCUGAUCCAAUAUUUGCGAACGCGGCGUCUUGCGUCAGCCAAAUUCAACACCCAAACAUGGCCGAAGGUGACUUCAAAGAGCUAGGAAAAGACGUCAAGGGUUUGUCUGCAGCUGGUGACGAAGAAGGAAAAGGACAGAGUGACAAAAAGAAGAAGGCCAAAGGCAAAGGAGCGGACGCCACUGGUUUAGUAGAGCUUGAUCCUUGGCCUGAGUACAUUGACUUUCGACUAAAGCUGUUUGAUGAGCUAUAUGCCAAAUAUCAAGCUGAUCUGGCAGCUAAGGAAAGUUUACCUAUUAAAGUCACACUUCCUGAUGGCAAGGUAAUUGAUGGUAAAUCAUGGAAGACAACACCCUAUGAUAUAGCCAUGGGCAUUAGCAAGGGCUUGGCUGACAAUGUGGUUGUUGCUAAAGUCAACGGUGAACUUUUUGACUUGGACAGACCACUGGAGGCAGACUGUCAGCUGGAGUUGGUAAAGUUUGACGAGGAUGAAGGCCAGGCUGUGUUCUGGCACUCUACUGCUCACGUUCUGGGUGAAGCUAUGGAACGGUACUAUGGCGGGCACCUCUGCUAUGGACCUCCAAUUGAGAAUGGAUUUUAUUAUGAUAUGUUUCUGGAUCAGCGGCAAGUGUCAAGUAAUGAGUUUACUGACUUGGAGGCUAUCAUGAAAAUGGCUGUCAAGGAGAAGCAGCAGUUUGUGAGGCUAGAAAUGAAGAAGGAAGACUUGAUGGAAAUGUUCAAAUUUAACAAAUUUAAGCAGCGUCUUCUUCAGGAGAGAGUCAAGACUCCUACUACAACAGUGUACAGGAAUGGGCCAUUUAUUGACUUAUGUCGUGGACCUCAUGUACGCCACGCGGGGAAGCUCAAGGCUCUGCAUUUGACUAAGAAUUCAGCCACAUACUGGGAAGGUAAUGCAGCUGCUGAAUCUUUACAACGUGUAUAUGGAAUAUCUUUUCCAGAUACAAAACAACUGAAAGAAUGGCAGAAAUUCCAGGAAGAAGCUGCAAAACGAGAUCACAGGAAACUAGGCCGGGAGCAGGAGUUGUUUUUCUUUCAUGAUCUAAGUCCUGGUAGUUGCUUUUUCUUACCACGUGGUGCCCACAUUUACAACAAGCUAAUUGAGUUUAUACGAGAAGAGUAUCGUAAACGUGGUUUCCAGGAGGUUAUCAGUCCAAACAUCUACAACAGUAAGCUAUGGGUGACAUCUGGUCACUGGCAACAUUAUGCUGAGAAUAUGUUUGCUUUUGAUGUGGAGAAAGAGAAAUUUGCUUUGAAGCCAAUGAACUGUCCUGGCCAUUGUCUGAUGUUUGACAUGCGUCCACGUUCUUGGCGUGAGCUUCCUUUACGAAUGGCAGACUUUGGUGUAUUGCAUCGAAAUGAGUUGUCUGGUGCCCUGUCUGGUCUGACUCGAGUAAGACGAUUUCAACAGGAUGAUGCACACAUUUUUUGUGCUCCUCAUCAAAUUAAGGCCGAGAUUCAUGGAUGUCUUGACUUUUUGCAACAUGUUUAUGGUACGUUUGGUUUCACAUUCAAACUGAACUUAUCAACAAGACCAGAAAAAUAUUUGGGGGAAAUAGAAGUCUGGAACAAUGCUGAAAAGCAAUUAGAGGAGACACUAAAUGAGUCUGGUCAGAAAUGGGUGCUCAAUCCUGGAGAUGGUGCAUUCUAUGGACCAAAGAUUGAUAUUCAAAUCAUGGAUGCACUGAAAAGACCACAUCAGUGUGCUACUAUUCAACUUGACUUUCAACUGCCGGAGCGUUUUGACCUCACAUUUAUGACUGGGGAAGGUGAUGAAAGGAAACGUCCUGUUAUAAUUCACAGAGCCAUUCUGGGCUCUGUUGAACGAAUGAUUGCUAUCCUUACUGAAAGCUGUGGUGGAAAAUGGCCAUUCUGGCUUUCUCCACGUCAAGCCAUGGUUAUUCCGGUUGCCCCAAAGUAUGACGAAUAUGCAGACCAGGUGAAGCAGCAACUGCAUGCAAGUGGCUACUGCACAGAUGUUGACCUUGAUCAUGGAGACACCUUGAACAAGAAAAUUCGUAAUGCUCAACUUGCUCAAUACAACUUUAUUUUAGUUGUUGGGCAAAAGGAAGUGGAAAAUAAGACAGCUAAUGUACGCACUAGAGACAAUAUAGUCCAUGGUGAGCACAUAAUCUCCACCAUCAUUGAGAAGUUCAGUGGUCUUUCACAAGCUAGACUUCUGGAUGCUGAGUCGCAAUUUUAAUGUUAGCAACUUGUGUGAAACACGAGAUAUUUGUCACAAGAUAAACCCCACUAAACAUUGGAAUUCGUUCACUAUGUAGCUGCAGUCUAGCAGUAGAUACCCUUUACCAUUCAAGAUAAUACUGUUACAAAAUUAUUGAG